This is a messenger RNA of Mesitornis unicolor (brown roatelo), 777 nucleotides long. RefSeq names its product zinc finger protein 362 (gene ZNF362). The transcript has 5 exons. The annotation marks the transcript as partial. Gene Ontology annotation, molecular function: DNA-binding transcription factor activity, RNA polymerase II-specific; RNA polymerase II cis-regulatory region sequence-specific DNA binding. Gene Ontology annotation, cellular component: nucleus. Lineage: Eukaryota; Metazoa; Chordata; Aves; Mesitornithiformes; Mesitornithidae. Gene Ontology annotation, biological process: regulation of transcription by RNA polymerase II. The record is from RefSeq and is a predicted model, not a curated record.
CUAAUCUCAGGAAUCACCAGCCCCCCCCUCCUCGACUCCAUCAAGACAAUCCAAGGCCACGGUUUGCUGGGGGCGCCCAAAGCUGAACGGGGCCGCAAGAAGAUCAAAGCGGAAAAUCCCUCGGGACCCCCAGUCCUGGUGGUGCCCUACCCCAUCCUGGCCUCGGGGGAGACGGCCAAAGAGGGCAAGACCUACAGGUGUAAGGUCUGCCCCUUGACGUUCUUCACCAAGUCGGAGAUGCAGAUCCACUCCAAGUCGCACACAGAGGCCAAGCCCCACAAGUGCCCCCAUUGCUCCAAAUCCUUCGCCAAUGCCUCCUACCUGGCCCAACACCUGCGCAUCCACCUGGGCGUCAAACCCUACCACUGCUCCUACUGCGAGAAGUCCUUCCGCCAGCUGUCCCACCUCCAGCAGCACACCAGAAUCCACACUGGUGACAGACCCUACAAGUGCCCGCACCCCGGCUGCGAAAAGGCCUUCACCCAACUCUCCAACCUCCAGUCUCACCAGCGCCAGCACAACAAGGACAAACCCUACAAGUGCCCCAACUGCUACCGGGCGUACACGGACUCGGCGUCGCUGCAGAUCCACCUCUCGGCGCACGCCAUCAAGCACGCCAAGGCCUACUGCGUGUUGACCCCGCCUGUGGUUCUCCUGCAGGAGACCUAUCUGAUGAAGCACAUGUCCAAACACACGGUGGUGGAGCACCUUGUCAGCCAGCACUCGCCGCAGAGGACGGAGUCGCCCGGCAUCCCCGUACGGAUCUCCCUCAUCUAA